AUGACUGAAGUUCCAAGCGACAAACGACAAGUACUCCAAACUACUUGGUCCAAAAUAUUCGCCGAGAUUGAACAACCCGAGUUCAAAUCUGCUUUUGAUUCCGAACAUCAAAUGUAUGUUAAUUUUUUUGAACAAUGUGCAUUUGACGAUUUUGACUUGACCCUCCUUCGUUUCUUAAAAGCCCGAAAGUUCAACGUCAACGAUGCUUCUAGUAUGCUUACCAACGCUAUUCGCUGGAGACAUCAAGUGGACUUACGUGGCAUUAUGUUGCGCGGCGAAAAGGGUUUAAAUCAAGACUUUGUGAAAGCUUCUAUGUACUUUAUUUGGGGUCAAGACAGAGCUGGAAGGCCAAUCGUUUUCUUGAACCUUCAUAACUUCAUCCCCCCUAAGGACGCACAAAAUAUGCAAGAACUUAAGGCGCUUAUUCUUUAUGCCAUGGAAAAUGCUCGUUUAUUUUUGGACUCCGAACAAAACUCUUUAAAAGGCGUCUUGGGCUUAGUCGAUUUAACCUAUUUUUCUAGAAAAAACAUUGACUUGGAAUUUGCCAAGGUUUUUGCCGAGACCUUCCAAAACUAUUAUCCAGAAAUUCUGGGCCAGGCCUUGGUUGUCGGUUCUGGUUUUCGAAUGGCCUUGUUUGAAGGUGUUUGGAGUAUUGGUAAAUACUUUUUGGAUGCAGAAGUGCGUAAAAAAAUCACUUUCUGUAAACCUUAUCAAGUCAAAGAUUACCUUGACGAUAAAUACAUCCCAAUUUCUAUGCAAGGCCAGUUUAAUGAAUCCAAAAUUUAUGAUAAUGCGCCUCCAGAACCUGCUGGCGUCGGCAGCAAAGAGCAAUUUAAGACUUUGGAUGACAAAUAUGUUGAAGCAGCUAAAGAAUUCAUUAGUGUUACUAGAGAAUGGCUUUACGCCGCAGGGAAGCCCAACGAGAAAGAUUUAGAACAAAAACGCAAGGAAGUCAAAUCAAAAUGCAAACAGCUUUGGCGUGAAGGCCUCUCUCUUCGUCCUCCUAACAUUUAUCAACGACUUGGUCUUAUCGAUUCUAAGGAUUCCCUCACCAACGAACGUCGAAUGCCUCCGACAUCCUACUCAAAAUUUCCACGCAUGUAUAACCUAUAA
This is a messenger RNA of Schizosaccharomyces cryophilus OY26, 1113 nucleotides long. Its product is annotated as sec14 cytosolic factor family protein. The transcript has 2 exons. Lineage: Eukaryota; Fungi; Ascomycota; Schizosaccharomycetes; Schizosaccharomycetales; Schizosaccharomycetaceae. The record is from RefSeq and is a predicted model, not a curated record. Bases 1 to 1113 code for a protein of 370 amino acids.